Messenger RNA from Peniophora sp. CBMAI 1063, 546 nucleotides. The record is from the annotation of a GenBank genome assembly. NCBI's taxonomy places the organism in Eukaryota, Fungi, Basidiomycota, Agaricomycetes, Russulales, Peniophoraceae.
AUGCCUUGUCAUCAGUUGCGCAAGUGGGGCAAGGAUAUUAGCUCCAUCAUCUGGUGGCUACGCAACACACCUGCUCAGUCUGUCAAGCCCGGUGCCCGUGUGAGGUGGUACUUUGGGGAGGUGUUCUACAUCCAGCAAUCGAUUGGCGAACCCCUUGCACACGAUGGCGAACAUGUGAUCUACUCCGCUGUACUUCAACAUGUGCAAUGUGAAAGCACUAUCAUACGCAUUCCGCCGUGCUUGCAGUUUGUGAAGGUUGCACUAGGUGGAGCAGAACAGGCAGACCUCGAGCACUGUCCUUUUCUUCCACCAACAGCUGGCGAUAUCGAGGAUCUCGUACUUCAAUGUGCUUGGGGGCAGGCAGAAGGCCACAAAUCGGACGCGCCCACGGACGUACAGGCCCGAGUCCAGACUGCACUCGAGUCCACACCACUGCCGCACGAGUUCGAACCUCAAUACGUCUCUGUGGAAGCGGAGGUCAUGCACAUCUGCAAAGAUGAUGAGCCAGACUCUUGGAAAACAUGUCUGGAGUUGUCUUUGAAUUAA